Molecule: messenger RNA, 2242 nt
Organism: Pteronotus mesoamericanus
Lineage: Eukaryota; Metazoa; Chordata; Mammalia; Chiroptera; Mormoopidae
Gene: IMPA1
Product: inositol monophosphatase 1
Exons: 9
Coding region: 79-912 (277 amino acids)
Biological process (GO): phosphatidylinositol phosphate biosynthetic process; signal transduction; inositol metabolic process
Molecular function (GO): inositol monophosphate 1-phosphatase activity
Source: RefSeq, a predicted model, not a curated record
GGCUACAUCUCUUCCUCUGGAAGACUCGAGCUGCAAGUCCUUCCUGAAACCAGCGAGCCUAACGCUCGGCGGACCGAGAUGGCUGAUCCCUGGCAGGAAUGCAUGGAUUAUGCAGUAACUCUAGCAAGGCAAGCUGGAGAGGUGGUUCGUGAAGCUCUAAAAAAUGAAGUAAACAUUAUGAUUAAAAGUUCUCCAGCUGACUUGGUAACUGUGACUGACCAAAAAGUUGAAAAAAUGCUUAUCUCUUUCAUAAAGGAAAAAUACCCAUCACACAGUUUCAUUGGUGAAGAAUCUGUGGCCGCCGGGGAGAAAAGUGUCUUAACUGACAACCCUACAUGGAUCAUUGACCCUAUCGAUGGAACAACUAACUUUGUACAUAGAUUUCCUUUUGUUGCUGUUUCAAUCGGCUUUGUUGUCAAUAAAAAGAUAGAAUUUGGAGUUGUCUACAGUUGUGUGGAGGACAAGAUGUACACAGGCAGGAAGGGAAAAGGUGCCUUCUGUAAUGGUCAGAAACUACAGGUGUCACAGCAAGAAGAUAUUACCAAGUCACUCUUGGUGACAGAGUUGGGCUCUUGCAGAACGCCAGAGACUGUAAGAACUGUUCUUUCUAACAUGGAAAAGCUUCUUUGCAUCCCUAUUCAUGGGAUCCGAGGCGUCGGAACAGCAGCUGUCAAUAUGUGCCUUGUGGCCAGCGGAGCUGCUGAUGCAUAUUACGAAAUGGGCAUUCACUGUUGGGACAUGGCAGGAGCCGGCAUCAUUGUCACUGAAGCUGGUGGGAUACUGAUGGAUGUGACAGGUGGACCUUUUGAUUUGAUGUCACGGAGAAUAAUUGCUGCAAGCAGUAAAACCUUAGCAGAGAGAAUAGCCAGGGAAAUUCAGGUAGUGCCUUUUCAAAGAGAUGAUGAAGAUUGAUUCUGACAUCCUCACAUGCUCAGCCAUGGUUGCUGCCUCUCCCCAAAUUUGCUGCCACACUGAUGGUGUCACAAAAUUUAGUACAGCAUUUCAGCCCUAUAAUCUGAUUGGUUUAAAUUGUUUUAGAUAUCCAGAUUUUAAAAAAUUGGUACUUGUUCCAUAUUUUACUAGGACUAGAUAGGAAAGAAUAGAUGAAAUGUUUGUUUCAUUGUUUAAAAUUCUGUGUGUAAGAAUGUACUUUGGGAAAAACACACCGGCAGGUGAUGAGAUGGGUAUCACAUCCACUGAACUAGUCAUUGAACAAUUUAGAAUGACUGAAUCUAUGUUCUUCUGAAAUUUUGACUUGCUGUGUAUGUACAUAAACAUUCUUAAUUAGAGAGUCAUCAUUUUGGAAAAGAAAUUUCUAUUUAGAUUCAGAAGACUUAUUUCAUUGAAUUUUUAAAAAGUAUGAUGAGUACUUCCUAGACCUUGGUUUCUUUCUCCUUAGAGAACCAUGUUUUAUGCAUCAGUGUGAUAGGUAGCACUGAGCACAGUACCUGUCAGAUGGUUAGCAAUCCAAAACUAAGCAUUGAAACAAUGAGUAUUUUGAAGGCAGAAAUUCCUUCAGUUAUAACACAUACACAAAAUAAAGAGCUCACCAUUCUGUAUUUUUCCUUUAGGUUUUGAAGUAACAAUUAUUUAGACAUCCUUUUUAUAUUUCAUGUUAUCUUUCCUAUUAACAUUUUAUUCCGUAUCAUUUCAUUACUGUGCCGCCAGGUGGCGGUCAUUACUGUGGGCAUUUCUGCAGUGCGUCUAUUUUCCAGGACACUGCGUUUCAGUAUUUAUGUGGAGUCCUUUACAGUUGCUGUGUUCAGACUUAUCUGGUUGAGCACAGGAAACCUAGAACUUGGCAGAUACAUGAACGUGAUAAUACUGAACUGUUUGUUUCUUGUCAAACUCCUUGUUUCACAUCUUUACUACCAGUUUCUUUUUAGCCUCUAAAUAUUCCUUACUGACUCAAACUCAAAAAGAAUUGUUCUGGUUCAUAGAUACUUUUAAAGAUUAAUUUAUUUUGCAUGUGAACAGACUAUUAGGUUUUCUUAUGGCUUAUGUGAGCCUUAUAUUUGAAGAAACAUAAGUGCUUCUAUAAAGUUUUUAAGGAAGGUCUUAUCUUCCUGUUGUGCACUUCUAAUACAUUAAAUGUAUACGAUAUUAAGAUUUGAUUAUAAUUGUGCAUUUGUGUUGUUAGUCAUGUGUAGUAAAACAUCUCAUACUGUAUUCUGAUUGUUUUUAUAAUUAAAUAUAUUUUAAUUAAGACAAUAAUAACAUUUUAAUUAAAAAGUAUAAUUGA